AUGAGCCGGUUUGGAAAACUAAUAGAACUUUCAUAUAAUGAAGACGACAAAUUAAUUGGAGGUAAACUCAGAACAUUUGUGUUAGAGAAAUCCCGUGUAGUUCACCAUAAAGCUCAGGAGAAAAAUUUCCACAUAUUUCAUGCCUUGUUCAGUGGAAAUUAUGAACAUGACUUACAAGACAAAUAUUCAUUGGAAAGACCAAAUGAAUACAGAAUUAUGCGUGAAGAUGAAGAGAUGCUACAUUUACACACUGGUAUAUUUGGGAGUCAAGAAGAAAAACAGAAAUAUGGAAAUAGUUUCUCUCAAGGCUGUAAAAUCUUAAAAGAAAUAGAAUUUACGGAAACGGUAUUAUAA
This is a messenger RNA of Mytilus californianus (California mussel), 354 nucleotides long. Its product is annotated as myosin heavy chain 95F-like. The transcript is spliced from 4 exons. Gene Ontology annotation, cellular component: myosin complex. NCBI's taxonomy places the organism in Eukaryota, Metazoa, Mollusca, Bivalvia, Mytilida, Mytilidae. The coding region runs from base 1 to 354 and encodes 117 amino acids. Gene Ontology annotation, molecular function: ATP binding; cytoskeletal motor activity. The record is from RefSeq and is a predicted model, not a curated record.